This is a messenger RNA of Amoebophrya sp. A120, 1556 nucleotides long. The record is from the annotation of a GenBank genome assembly. Lineage: Eukaryota; Dinophyceae; Syndiniales; Amoebophryaceae.
GUUCAAAGUUUAGACGUCGCGCUUUGACUGACUGUGAAAGCGCGAAGUCAGCCGGUUAGCGGCAAAUUUUCAGUCGUCCAUGCACAGUCUUACGAUAACGCAAGAUCUUUGUUGAUAUGAGGCGGAGAGAGUUUCGUGCGAGCUGACCUUUCGACGAGCAAGAGUCAAAUCAAGAUAGCGGUAAAGAAAAAUCAUGUUUGCGAUUGGCAUCGGGAGCGCAAAGGCAAACCUUAUUCCAGCAGUGAACGUGCAAUCCUUGCAGGAGUUACGUUUGAAGAGCGGGGGGAUCAUAAUUUGUGCGGCACAACAUCGUCGACUUGCACUCGCCCGUGUUCAACGACCACAACGGCGCUUCAUUACCGCGGCCGUAACUGCACAGCUGCCGGUAAAUAGUGUUGCCAGCUAUAUCGAUGAAGCUGCAUGCAGCGCCCCGGGAGAUUUGGUCGCACAAAAUUUAGUGCAAAGCUCAGUCUCAAGAAAGCGGGAACGGGGCUCGAUCGUUGUAUCGGAAAGUGGAGCACAAUUCUUGCAGGACGCAAUACGUGCAGUGGAUACCGCUUGGCGUUUUUUCACACUUCCCCACCACUGGCCAGCGUCUGUUUUAGUGCAAUACUGCGAAAAGGGCGUAGUUUCCGACACAUGGUUUCCACUGGUGGUGAAAUCGACCUUCAAAAUACAGAAGCCGGCAUCAUCAGUGACGACAGCGAAAGUUAAGACGGCAGAAAGUAAAGAAAGGACUUUCCUGUUCCACAAGAUCGGAUAUGGGCCGUUUCUUAAUGUGCUAGUCGCUCCGGAAUCCGGUCUGUUCUUCAUGGCGCAAUCUGCUGUCUCCUGUCGCUUCUUCCGGGAGUCGGAGCAGGUUUCGCUUGAUGAGAUUCUUGUGGGUCUGCGAGCAGAAUGGACACGUGCGACCGGUACCGGAAGCGGAACAGCAUCCAAGGCUCACUGGUUUCGUCAUUUUUCCAAGGGAAUGAUUUCUUCCACCUGCCAAGCGAUGUUCUGCGGCGCACUGGCUAGCAUGCAGAAGACAGUUUACGGUCCGGCGGGUAUGAAUCUCAGUUUUCCGGAUCCUGCGUCAAAUAGUCCUUUCAACAGCUACGUCGAUUGCGCUAGGGUACUGCACAGAGUUCCUGCGUAUCGCAGUGGUUUCUUGGGACGCGCUCUGAAUGUCGUAAGAGCGACUUCUACGAAUAGCAGACUACGAGCAACACGGCCAUACACAAGGGAGGAGAUGGAAAGGCUUGACUUUCUGUGCGCGCUAAACUAUUCUGCAGAUGCUGACGAACUGCUCGGGUUUUACGUCUUUCCAAGGGACUACCUUCUCAAGAUGUUUGCUCCAAUAGCGAAGGACGGAAGAAGAUGUCGGAGUGCAUAUUGGAUAUACUUUCCUGAGGAUGCGCACGGUGCGAAACGUGAAGGGGUGAAGGAGCGCAUUAUUAGGGACAUGGAAUUCUAUAUCGACCUACGUGAAACUUCACCGUCCGAGUACUUGGAAAAGUUUCGAAAUAUUUUGAUGGGCAAGACGUACAACGGAGGCUAGAGAUGGUAAAAAUUGG